Molecule: messenger RNA, 729 nt
Organism: Colletotrichum phormii
Lineage: Eukaryota; Fungi; Ascomycota; Sordariomycetes; Glomerellales; Glomerellaceae
Product: acetyltransferase
Exons: 1
Coding region: 1-729 (242 amino acids)
Molecular function (GO): acyltransferase activity, transferring groups other than amino-acyl groups
Source: RefSeq, a predicted model, not a curated record
AUGGACGAACAACUGGACUUCAUCACGGUGAACACCACCCUCCCAACCCUUCCCCUUCCCCCCCUCGCCACACGCCAACCCGUCCUCACCAAGCGUCUCAUCCUCAAACCCGUCAGCCAAGACGACCUGCACGCAGUGCACGCCAUGCGCUCGCAGCCAGAGGUGAUGAGGUGGGCAGUCGCCGGCUGCCCCGACGCGGACCUGCAAGAAACACAGGCCUGGCUGGACGACAACCUCCCGCCCAACGACGCCCACAACUACAACUUCACAAUCUGCCUCCGGUCGACGGGCGAGUUCGUCGGUCUCGGCGGCGUCAAACGUAUCAGCCACGGCUCCAUCAGCAGCGGCCCCGGCGGCGAGCUGGGCUGGCCCGAGAUUGGGUACCUCCUCCGUCAAGAGGCCUGGGGCAAAGGGUACGCCACCGAGUUCCUGCGGGGCUUCAUCGGGGCCUGGUGGUCCCUGCCCCGCUCUGCCGCGCGUGCGCUCCGGGUUGAGAAGAGCGUCAUCGGGGAGACCCGGCCGGUUCAGGACACGGAGCAGCCCGGGUCCGAGGAGGUGGCGGCGGCGGCGGGAGAAAUGCUCACCGCCGUGACGGAGCUGGACAACUUUCCCAGUCAGAAAGUCUUGGACAAGACGGGCUUUCGAGAAUUCAAGGUCUGGACGGAAGUCGAUAAAAAGACACGGGAGACGACGACGCUUGUCGGCUAUGGCAUCGCUGCGCCGAAAUAG